GAUUUUCUUCAUUUAAUUCAGUGAAACAGAACUUCAAUCAAAACUCUAGCAUUGAUUUCAAAGCUGAAAGAAUAGGCUAAAAUGCAUAUAAUCCAUACAAUUGUAUGUUAAGGAAUGAUUUUGAAUUCUCAUCAUUUGGUUAUAUUUUUUAUUCAAAAGGAUUGAAAUCUAAUUAAAAAAUAAAUUUCAUGAUUUUCUAUUGUUGUUAUCAAUAAAUAAGGAUAAAAUGAGUAAUAUAUAUACAUAUUUUUUUUCCUGAAUUGAGUAAUAUAUUCUAAAAAACAUUAAUAGACUAAAAUAAGUUAGAAACUCGAAUAAGAAUUGUAAGAAUCCUUUUCCAACUCUAUGAAAAAUGGAGUCUAUACAUAUGAAAUUUAUACCCCUUCCAGACUUUACUCUUUUCAUCUCUCCACCAUUUUUUCAUAGAUGAUAAUCCAUCGUCAUGAGUUGGUUGUUAGUUGUUACACGUUACAACAACCUAGACGUAGUCAUCCGCUCCAUUGUUGUAAAGUUGCAUUGGUGUAAUCUGGUUUCCCUGAUUGAGUUGGAAUGAAAGAAGUUCUUACUGUCCAAAAUAUAGACGCUUAUUAAUUAUUAGAUGGCCCAUCGAUUCAAGAAAAAAGAGGGCGGUGUGCUGAUCCUGGGCCUAUCCAACUUCUUAAGAGAAAAGCACAAUCACAAUCCUAAUGGGCCGGGCUGAAAAGAAGCAAACAUCUCGGCCCGUUCCCCUACUCGCACAGCUCUGUAUGCAACAGCAGCAGCAGGCCAGCUGGAAGUUUCCCUAACACGCGGCAAGGUCGUAAACAGGUGGCUCCAACAAAGCGACAAAACACGAAAAAGAUCCCAAAACCGACUUUGUCUUCUAGUGGUCGCUCUGCCGCCACCGGUCCCAAACAAAACCCGCGUGCUCCUCACCCCCAGAAUUUCCGCCAACCCUCCGCCCGCCGUUUGCUACAAAACCCAUCUCCCCCUUCUCUCGCAUUUCGCAAUCGAAAACUCCAAAAAGAACAUUAAAAAAAAAAAAAAACGAAACGCUCGUCACAGAACAUCGCAAGAUGUGCCGAACAACAGAUUUCGACGGAUUCAAGCCCAGAAGCAGGAACCCUCUCAACAUCAAAGCCUUCUUCUGCCGCUUCUCCGGCUUCCACCGCCGCACUUCCUUCCCGGACUCCCUCACUCUCCGCUUCCUCCCUCGGGUGAACGGCACCGAGCUCCAGAUCGACGGAUCCAAGAUCCGACCCGACUCCAACGCCUUCCUCGAGCUCCACAGGCUCGUCGACGUCAAGGCGAGAUCCGGCGAGGCGGUCUACGGGUCGAGGGAGCCGGUCAAAUCCACCGCCGGGGUCAGCUUCGAGGUCUACCUGCGGGACGACAGGGUCCUGGAAGGGAUCUUCACCAAGGACGAGGAACACGAGUGGAACCUGGAGUGCAGGUGUCGGGUCGAGAAUGCCGUCCUCGUUGGCUGCGCUGCGGCGGCGGCGGCGGAUGUCUGCGUGGCGGUGGCGGAUCGGAUGGCGGCGCUGAGCGAGAGAGUGAAGUUGGUGGCCCCGCCGAGGAGGAAGAAGGGGAAUUGUCGGAAAGUGCGGCUUGACAGGCUGGUCGUGAUCCCCGAGGACGCGGAGGAUGAUGACGUGGAUGAUGAAUUGGCGGCCGGUCCGUGUUGCUGCGACUGCGAUGGUAGUGGUACGGAUAGCGGAUAUAGCGGUGGUAAUUGUGAGGAAGUUAGUGGGCCGGGGUCGCCAGCUAGUGAUGAGGAGGAGUUGGACUUGGAGGGAGUUGGAUGGGCCGUGGAUGUUGGGCUUUGGGUCAUGUGUUUGGGUGUGGGCUACUUGGUCUCUAAGGCCUCAACCAAGCGACUUAGGCGGAUGAGGAUACUCUGAAUCUUGGAUUCAAGGAUCAGAUUCAUUUGUUCGUAAUUGUAAAUACCGGAAUAUACACUGACUAAACUUACUUACUAGUGAGUUGUAAGUUGUAACCUUGUUAGAGAUACUCUUCGGUAUUGUUUAAUCGUGUUUGUAGCUUUACUAAUGAAGAUGCACAGCCAUUCUUAGUGAGCUUGGAAGGAACUCCUUGGUGUAUACCAACGUGAAAUCGUAUCGAAGGUCAAAUUCAGUUGGUUAUGGACUUAGGGUGAAUGCUCAUGGAUCCUUUUUUGUUUUAUUUUUUUAGAAUUCACUGAUGUGAUUUCAUUGAAAUCAAUGAUCAAUUGUCUCAAAGGCUACAACAUCAGCUACCAUUAAAGGCAAACAAUCAUUCUCAAAAAGAGUUUCAUCAGAAAUAGCAGUAAGAUGAGCUAGGAGAUGAGCAACGUUGUUAGCUUCUCUAUAAGCAAAAGACCAUUCGUGAACAUCCAACUCUUCCGACUCCUUCAGAAUGUCCGAGCAAAUAUUCCCUAGCUCAGUUCUACAGAUCCUGCCUUGUUUCAACAGCUGAACAAUUUUCCUGCAGUCAAAUUCACAACAACGGGUCCAAGUCCCCUCUCCUUCACCAAUCUAAUUCCAUUGAGAACAACCAUUCCUUCUGCAACAUCCGAAGACCAUCUGACGUUGAUUCUUCUGCUAGCAUGAAGAUUGCAUUACCCUCCCAGUCUCUAAGGAUGCAUCCCAGACUUACUUCUCCUCCGCUGCUCACCCCUACAUCUAUAUUUAACUUGAAAACUCCCAUAGAGGGUUUCUUCCACUUUUUGUCAUUUCUUUGUCUAGGCCUUGAGGAUGCCUCAUCUUUCCAUUGUACUUCCAAAAAACUGUGGAUAAACUCAUCUGUCAGGGGGAAAACCUGUCAUUCUUCCAAGAACUUCCUAUUGAACAAUAAGUUAUUUAUAUACUUCUAGAAGAACCACACUAAAGAGCUCAGUUGUGCUACCUCCUUUGCUGGGUAGUUAUUAACAACGUAGGAGAACGAUGGCCUUCAGUGAUGCAGGAAAGGAGAUAUUGAUCUAAAGCGCCGCUCAAGCACAAGCUACUUCUGCUAUGUCGGUCUUAAAAACACCUGAUGGGAGAAAGGAUCUGAAAGAAGAAUUUAUUGGAAAAAAAAUGGGAGAAAUUGUGCAAAUAAAAGGUAGAGGGUGGAAUGGGCUUUAGAGACCUAAGAAUUUUCAACAAGGCGAAGUUGUCAAAGCAGCUAUGGAAUCUGCAUACUAGGCCUGACACUCUUGUGCCUAGAUUGAUCAAAUCAAAAUACCAUCCACGAACAUCUAUUCUGGAAGCUAAGUUGGGGUGGCGGUAGGGGUGGCUAUACCGUCCGGUCCGAUUAAAUUGACCCAAAUUGAUCUGGUCCAGUUCGGUCUUUUUGAAAAUAUAAGGACCAAAGAUGG
Molecule: messenger RNA, 3313 nt
Organism: Linum trigynum
Lineage: Eukaryota; Viridiplantae; Streptophyta; Magnoliopsida; Malpighiales; Linaceae
Source: the annotation of a GenBank genome assembly